Molecule: messenger RNA, 1118 nt
Organism: Verruconis gallopava
Lineage: Eukaryota; Fungi; Ascomycota; Dothideomycetes; Venturiales; Sympoventuriaceae
Exons: 2
Coding region: 170-967 (265 amino acids)
Biological process (GO): rRNA (guanine-N7)-methylation
Cellular component (GO): nucleolus
Molecular function (GO): rRNA (guanine) methyltransferase activity
Source: RefSeq, a predicted model, not a curated record
CGUGUGCGAAGGUUACAAAACCUCACAUUUCCAGUGUUUAACUUAACUUUUCUGAGAAUCAGAACUGAGAGGAUGAAGUCGUGGUGAAGACUUAGACUAUAAGGAAGCUGAGUCGUCAUUUUUCCAUUCUUGUCACCCACGUUGUCGAGUCCCACGCACGAGCUCCAAAAUGUCUCGGCCGGAGGACCAAUUGCCUCCCGAUCUUUACUAUAAUGACACAGUCUCUCGUAAAUAUGACACAAAUAGCCGCAUAAAAUCCAUUCAAGCCUCGAUGACCCACCGGGCUCUCGACCUUCUCUCUCUUGAAGAACCUUCUCUAAUCCUAGAUAUCGGAGCCGGGAGCGGUCUCUCCGGUAGCAUACUUACCUCGGAGGGACAUCAGUGGAUUGGUCUGGAUAUCUCCGCCUCCAUGCUUGCGCUCGCACUCGAACGGGAAGUUGAGGGAGAUUUGUUCCUAGCCGACGCGGGACAGGGUCUCGCAUUUCGACCAGGCACGUUCGAUGCAGCGGUCAGUAUCAGUGCAGUACAGUGGCUUUGCAACGCAGAGUCCACUGUGGAGAGUGCUGAAGGCAGGUUGAAGAGGUUUUUCGAGAGCUUGUACGCGUGCUUGAGGAGGGGCGGGCGAGCCGUGUGCCAGUUUUAUCCGAAGGACGACAAGCAGAAGAAAAUGGUUUCACAAGCAGCGAUUCGAGCUGGAUUUGGCGCCGGUUUGUUGGAGGAUGGAACGGGCACGAAGCAGGUGAAGACGUAUUUGGUCUUGACUGUGGGACAUUCGGGUGACAUCACCAGCCUCGUCAAAGGGAUGGAUGUGAACGUAGAAGAUCACAGAAGAAGCGGGAAGAGGAAGGAAACGAAGCUCAGUAAGAGAGACGAAAUCCUGCGGACCAAGGCUAGGCUUGAGCGGAAAGGCAAGGUUGUGAAGAACACCAGCAAAUACACGGGAAGGAAGAGAAGAAUACAGUUCUAGCCGAUCGACAUUGUGGCCUCUCCGCAACAUUCGCAAAGCAUGGGACAGGGCGUUCACAAGAGUUUGCGUUUGAUAGAUACCACGCACGUUAAUUCACGAACGUAUUUUUAACUUUCCAACAGGUAAUUGAGGACGACAAUUGCCCUAUAAA